GACUUGUCAUUCAGCAUCUUUUAUUCCAAGACAUCGCUACAGAACAAGUAAACAAGUCACAAUGUCUUACCCAAUGACCACCCAGCCCCAGGCAAUGCAGGGCUACACUACCAGUAACACCCAAUGGAACUCCGAUGUUAUGGACUGCUGUGAAGACAUGGGCAUCUGCCUUUGCGGAGCAUUUGUCCCAUGCAUUUUGGCGUGCAGAGUAGCCUCAGACUACGGGGAGUGCUGCUGUUUGCCGUUUGUCGGCGGUGCCAUUCUGGCCAUGCGCACUGGCAUAAGGGAACGAUACCACAUUGAGGGAAGUAUCUGCAAUGACUGCGUAUGCCUCACAUUCUGCGGACAGUGCACUCUCUGUCAGAUGGCGCGUGAGCUGAAGGCCAGGAAGUGAUGAAGCUUUAGCACGAUGGUGUCAUGGUGGCCAUCUAUGGACUGUUUUGACCAUUUAAGGGAAGCUGAAAAACAACACUCUGAGAUCUUAUCGAAGGGGGAGAGGUUACCACAUCUGUCACCACUGACCCCCCUUCCCCAUCGACAUCUGGCAACACUUUCAGAAGA
Molecule: messenger RNA, 561 nt
Organism: Nanorana parkeri
Lineage: Eukaryota; Metazoa; Chordata; Amphibia; Anura; Dicroglossidae
Product: cornifelin homolog
Exons: 5
Coding region: 62-394 (110 amino acids)
Cellular component (GO): cornified envelope
Source: RefSeq, a predicted model, not a curated record